Manihot esculenta (cassava) is the source of this 1034-nucleotide messenger RNA. Its product is annotated as fasciclin-like arabinogalactan protein 12. Lineage: Eukaryota; Viridiplantae; Streptophyta; Magnoliopsida; Malpighiales; Euphorbiaceae. The record is from RefSeq and is a predicted model, not a curated record. The transcript has a single exon. The coding region runs from base 58 to 870 and encodes 270 amino acids.
CACCUCUUCACUUCCCAAAGAUUUAAGCUUCAUCACCUAGCUAAAAACACUAGCAAAAUGAAGCAGCAAGCCCUCUUUUCAUUUUCACUUCUCCUUCUCUUUCUCCACUCCAGAACUUUUGCUCAAUCACCAGCUGCUGCUCCAGCACAACCACCACCAGUAGCCCCAGUAAAAGCACCACCUGCACCUCCUGCACAGUCACCAUCAGGAGUUCAAGUAGCCCCAUCACCUGGUCCCCUUGAUGUCGUUAAGAUCCUCGGAAAAGCUAGCCACUUCUCGGUGUUCGUCCGUUUAUUGAAAGCUACCCAGGUGGAUACUGAGUUAUUCUUGCAGCUCAAUAACACCAACAAUGGCGCAACCAUUUUUGCACCAAGUGAUGGUGCGUUUUCAGGACUCAGAGUAGGUACCCUCAAUUCAAUAAGCGAUGGAGAUAAGAUUGAGCUGGUGAAGUUUCACAUUGUGCCUUUGUUCAUAUCAACUUCUCAAUUCGAUACUGUGAGUAACCCAAUAAGGACACUGGCCGGAGCAGGGAACCGAUUUGCUCUCAAUGUGACCACCGGAGGAAAUUUAGUGAACAUAACUACAGGACUCACCAAUACAACCAUUUCUGGAACUGUGUACACUGAUUCUCGGCUUGCUAUUUAUCAGGUUGACAGGGUGCUACUUCCUCUGGACAUGUUCACUCCUAAGUCUCCAUCUCCGGCUCCGUCGCCAGCACCGGCUCCAGAAAUGCCUAAGAAGGCUCCGGUUGUUGAGACUCCUGUUGCUCCGAAGAAGGAUAUUUCAAGUGCAGUAAGCUUGAUGGUGUAUGAUUAUGUAUUGCUGGAAUUCUUUGCAGUUGGUAUUGUUACUGCAAUGGUUUCCUUCUGAAAAAGCCUUGUCGGCGUCCAUGCAUGGGAAACUUUAUUUUUUUUUUUGGUAUUUCACGGUUGUGGGAAGUUGGGUGAUUGAGUAGAGAUUCGAGUGAGUGUUUCUGAAUAAAGUGUUAAUAUAUAUUUUAGACCUUUAUUGUAUGAAAAAUUUUGUCUUUCAAC